UGGCCAGAGUUUCUGUGCAGCACAAAGAACUGUGAGGCCUUCUUUUGACUCUGCAAAGCCUUUUGACUCUACUUUACAAACAACUUUAGAUCACUUUGUUCUUCUUAGAUUUAAACUCUUCCAGAAGUCAGAGAAGCCUUUUUGACCUCCUUCAAAGUAACGAUGUAAAGAAGAAGCUGCUUGGAAACUAAACUGGACACAUCUGCACUUCCCCACCACCAACACUACAUUCCUUUACUUUUUUAUUUUAUUUUUUGGCAGAAACUGAUGCUGCUUCCUGUUCACGUGAGGCUGAGGCUUUCAAGUUGAGGAGUCCCUGUGUAAGUGUGGAAAAGUCACCAACUCGCCAUGUCCUCUGAUUUGGACCCUUACGUCUUCACCACUGACACUUUACCCUCGGAUCCCCGUUUCCUUCCUCCCCUGGCAAACGGGCUUUUGGGUUGGAGGGUGUUCAACAGCGUCUUGCACAUGGGUGGUGUCUAUAAUGGAGAGGGUGGACACUGCCACAGAGCGGAUGUUCCCUGUCCUGUAGCUGUGAAGGCUGAGAUGGAAGAUGCUGUCCAACACAUCUACAGCCUAAACACCAACACAGGCAUUUUCACCCACACUCUGACCUCAGCCAGCGCAACAGCCUCCCAGUCCUUGUACUGUCACAGAUUCUACCCAAACAUGAUUGUGAUGGAGGUUCUGCUGGAGCGCCAGGUGACCUCAGAUCAGCCAGUCUCUGUUAACCUGCUCAGUUCAUUCACUCCUCAAAGCAAAGACAUCGUUUUCGAGACUGGUCCUGGAUAUAAAGGAGGAAGCUACAUUUUAGGACAGACCUCAACAGCGGAGUUCCCAGGAGGAUCCUGUCCCUCUGUGCACUUAAUCUGGACGCCUGUGCCCUCCACUCUGGUGCUGCCACCGGAGCAGAGCCAGGCUCGCUGGGGCUUCAUUCUGGUUGUAGCCAACAGUUUGGACUCUGCUCAAACCAGCUUCGAUGAGGCCUUGGGCCUGAUGGCGACCGGCAACCUACGUCCGUCUCAUGAAAAGGCUUGGAAAGAGCUGUGGCUGCAGAGCAAGGUGGAGGUAUCGGGAUCACAUGAUCUCAACAAGGCUCUGAUCGGUUGCAUGUUCUACCUCCUCAGUGCCUUCCCAUCCAUACACGAUGACUCCAGAUCAUUUGGAGGAGUCAGUCCUGGGGGGCUGUCUAACGGCGGGGACGGUCAGGACUACUGGGGCCAUGUUUUCUGGGACCAGGACAUUUGGAUGUAUCCUGGGAUAGCCCUCUUUUACCCCAAGUUGGCCCGAGCAGUGCUGGAGUACAGGGUGGGGACUGUAGAUGGGGCUAAAGACAACGCGCAAAAGCAGGGCUUCAAGGGGCUGAAGUUCCCAUGGGAGAGUGCAGUUUCUGGGAGAGAGGUGUGUCCGGAAGACAUUUACGGACAACAAGAGAUUCACAUCAAUGGAGAUGUCACACUGGCCUUCCAACACUAUCUCUACCUCACGGAGGAUCUAUCCAUGUUUAAAGAGGGACGUGGCAGCGAAGUCGUCUAUGGUGUUGCUGAAUACUGGGUUUCCAGAGUAAACUGGAACCCAGAUGAUCAGAUGUAUCACCUCUUAGGUGUCAUGCCCCCUGAUGAGUAUUACUACAAUGUAAACAACUCUGUGUACACAAACGCAGCGGCCAAACUCAGCCUCCAAUUUGCUGUUGAGCUGGCCAAUCUUCUUCAAGAUGCCGCACCGAAAGAAUGGCAAGAAGUGGCAGAACACAUCAAAAUCCCUUUUGACCAGGAGUCCCAGUACCAUCCUGAGUUUGAUGGCUACACCAAAGGACACCCGGUGAAGCAAGCGGACACGGUUUUGCUGGGAUAUCCUCUUGGACUUCCAAUGCCUCCAGAGGUUAGGAGGAACGAUCUGACGAUAUACGAGCAAGUAACUGACCCUAACGGCCCUGCAAUGACGUGGGGUAUGUUUGCUAUUGGCUGGCUGGAGCUGGGAGAAGCUGAGAAAGCACAGCUUUUACUUGAAAAAUGCUUCAAGAACAUCCAGGGGCCAUUCCAGGUGUGGAGUGAGUCAUCGGAUGGCUCUGGCGCAGUCAACUUUCUCACGGGUAUGGGGGGGUUUCUGCAAGCUGUUCUGUUUGGUUACACAGGAUUCAGAGUUCAGAAGGACUGCCUGGCCUUUUCCCCACUACUUCCCAAUGACAUACAAGAGCUGUGUCUUCGUGGAAUGAACUAUUUGGGCAGUAAGAUGGACUGGCUGCUCAGGAAAGAGGAAGUCUGCAUCAUACUCAGAGAGCAAUCUCACAGCGAUGACACCUUUGAUCUGCAAGUUGUUCUGAAAGAGUCCGGCAUGAAAAUCCCUCUUACACCAGGAAAACCUGUAACUUUUCAUCGACAACCUGGUUCCAUAUGCAAAGUGGAAUCUGCAACCUCCUGCUGGCCUUUCUGAAAAAAGAGCAUUGAUCCUCUGAAUAACAUUAUUCACAAAACAAUAGUAGCAUAGCAUGUCUUUUUAUAUAUUUGUGUUUUGUAAUAUUGCAUGCUUACAUUUUAAUAAAUCAAUAUUGAAAGAACUUCAUGGAAUAAGA
This is a messenger RNA of Oryzias latipes (Japanese medaka), 2572 nucleotides long. It is a transcript of the gene pgghg, whose product is annotated as protein-glucosylgalactosylhydroxylysine glucosidase. Gene Ontology annotation, biological process: carbohydrate metabolic process. The record is from RefSeq and is a predicted model, not a curated record. Gene Ontology annotation, cellular component: cytosol. NCBI's taxonomy places the organism in Eukaryota, Metazoa, Chordata, Actinopteri, Beloniformes, Adrianichthyidae. Gene Ontology annotation, molecular function: protein-glucosylgalactosylhydroxylysine glucosidase activity.